Molecule: messenger RNA, 1218 nt
Organism: Lachancea mirantina
Lineage: Eukaryota; Fungi; Ascomycota; Saccharomycetes; Saccharomycetales; Saccharomycetaceae
Source: the annotation of a GenBank genome assembly
AUGGGUAUAAACAAUCCAAUUCCCAGAUCUUUAAAAUCUGAAAGCAGCUUUGUGAAGCCAAACCAAUUUUUUGGCGCGGAUAAAGUUAUUCCACCUGAAGUACUAAAAAGUGCCAAGGGCCUCGCUAUUAUAACUGUGUUAAAAGCUGGGUUUCUAUUCAGUGGAAGAGCCGGUUCCGGUGUUAUAAUAGCACGUUUGCGCGACGGAACUUGGUCAGCACCUUCCGCGAUAGGCUUGGCAGGUGCAGGUGCAGGUGGGCUUGUGGGUGUCGAGUUGACAGAUUUUGUGUUUAUUUUGAAUACAGAAGAUGCGGUCAGGUCGUUUUCUGAAUUUGGCACCAUCACUUUGGGUGGGAAUGUAAGUGUUGCCGCAGGUCCGCUAGGUAGAAAUGCAGAAGCGGCUGCUUCUGCAUCUAUGGGUGGUGUUGCUGCGGUUUUUGCUUACUCGAAAACUAAAGGUAUUUUUGCAGGUGUUUCUGUAGAGGGAUCCGUUAUAAUUGAAAGAAGAGAAGCAAAUCGGAAAGCCUACGGUGAUAAAUGUACCAGUAAGCUAAUUUUGAGCGGACGUGUGCGACCUUCUCCAGCGGCUGAUCCUCUUUAUAGAGUAUUGGAAUCUCGGGCGUUUAAUUACGGUCGGGGUGGUAAUCGCGAUCGCGAUGAGUAUGAUGAUGAUGAAUUCUACGACGAUAUACCUUCUUCAUUCGGCUCGAGUGAUGCCGAUUCCUAUCGGGCGAACACGAGAUCCACCCGCAGAAGAGGAAAUUCUGUGAGAUCACAGAGAUCUCAUGAUGACGAUUUUGAUGACGAUUUUGACGAUGGUGCAGACGAUGUAAACGACUAUUACUCGCGUGCAAGGAGAAACAGGACGAACACGCGUUGGGAAGACGACGUUUACGAUAGAGACGUGGAUGAUUUAUCAGGGAGACUACAUAGUACAAGGCUUUCGGGCAACACCCCUUCUCGACCAAGGUCUGAAAAGCCAGAUUUCGGUAUGUCCCAAGCCGUCUCACCUUCAAGAAGUUCUAGAGCAGCUUCUUCUGGAGCACCUAAAGCAGUUGCCUUGUACAGUUUUAAAGGUGAGCAGGGAGGUGAUUUACCAUUCAGAAAGGGAGAUGUCAUUACAAUCAUCAAGAAGUCAGAGUCUCAGGACGACUGGUGGACUGGAAGAAAUAAUGGUCAGGAAGGAAUCUUCCCUGCCAACUAUGUGGAACUUGUUUAA